Molecule: messenger RNA, 1764 nt
Organism: Oryzias latipes (Japanese medaka)
Lineage: Eukaryota; Metazoa; Chordata; Actinopteri; Beloniformes; Adrianichthyidae
Product: ras-related protein Rab-15
Molecular function (GO): GTPase activity; GTP binding
Source: RefSeq, a predicted model, not a curated record
CAGGAAUGAAGCCCGUUCAAGGAUGCAAGUCUUAUGUUGCGUUCAAUGACCGAACGAAAUUGUAACUUACAAGUAAAAUGAUCAUUUUGUAAAAUAUAAUUUCAAAAUUAAGAUACUUUGAAGAAAGUGUGUACAUAAAUAUCAAAACAAAAGACGUUUGUUCAUUUUGGCUUCCCGACGCGACUUGUUUUUGCAGUGUUUGGAAAAAAAACUCCGAUAAGCCUCAAAUGCACCAUUAUUUGCCAGACAUCCAGAAAGUGGAAUGAGCAGUCAUGGUUUCUUGCUUUUUAAACCAUGGCUAAACAGUACGAUAUUUUGUUCAGACUGCUUCUUCUCGGAGACUCCGGGGUGGGAAAGACCUGUAUGCUACGCAGGUUUGCCGAAGGGGAAUUCGAUCCAUCACACAUUUCCACCAUCGGAGUUGAUUUCAAGAUGAAAACCUUAGUGAUUGAUGGAAUCAGGGUGCGAGUGCAGAUCUGGGAUACAGCGGGUCAGGAGCGCUAUCAGACUAUCACCAAACAGUAUUACAGGCGGGCACAGGGGAUCGUUUUUGUGUACGACAUCACAGACGAGCCGUCCUUUCUGCACAUCGGGAAAUGGGCCAGCGAUGUGGAUGAAUAUGCUCCUGAAAAGGUUCAGAUGAUCCUGGUUGGAAACAAAGCGGACAACGAGCCCAAGAGACGGGUAACAAAAGCUCAAGGAAGCAAGCUCGCUGAGGCUUAUGGGAUGGAGUUCUUUGAGGCAAGCGCCUCCACAAGCAGAAACAUCAAGGAGUCAUUCACGCGUGUAACAGAACUGGUGUUACAAGCUUACAAGAACGACGUGGAUCAUUUGUUGGGGUCUCUGGAUGACUAUCUGGACAGAGCUGCUCUGCAGGACCAGAAAGAUGAUCAAGAUGCUUCGAGGACCUGUGCCUGUUGAAACUAAAGAUCGGUCAGCACGGUGUAAACCUCCCAUCCCUGCCUUUUAAUGAAGACGUAUCCCACAGGAGGAUUCUGAGUUGCUUUCAAUUCCUAAAAUGAUGUGGUUUUAAAUGCAGUUAGCAUCACAUGCCAGCAGAGGGCGACAUUUUCGAUCACUGUCACUGAAUUUUGCACACAAAAAAAAACUCUCACUCUCACUGCACAUUUUCACCCCCCCCCCCCCCAUGCAUAUUUGCAAAACAUAUCUACGACUAUGUGGUUACUUUCUUUCUUAUGAUUUGAAAAGUGUCCUCAUUUCAUUAAAGCUCGCAUUAGGUUGAUAGUGAGAGAUGACAACCGCCUCGCUUUUGGCUGGGUUGAAUUAUUUAUACCUGGAAACUCAAACCAAACAUGAGUGAAUUGAAUUUAUUUACACGCUUGCCUCCUUCCAGAAGCCUAAAGUGCCAUGCCGAGCAAUCUUUGUGUAUACAGUAACCUCAUUAUCGCUUUUUGGGGUGUUAAAAGUGUGCUGCUUUUAAAAAUGUGAUCCGUUUAGGAUGUUCUCAGGUGUCCCAGAUAAGUUAUUAGUCAAAUUUAGUGAAACAUGAAAUAAUAUGCAAGCAAAUAAAUACAGCUUUUUCACUAACAAUAUAUUAAGAAAGUGUUGCUGAGUCAUUAUAUCAGGACCUAGGGUGUAGGGUGGGGUAUAAUGCGCUUCAUUCAAUAGAAUUAUUCAUUUUUUCAUCACAUAGUGCAGUGUGACAGGUGAUCACUUAAAUUUUUUAUGUUGGGGAAAACUGAUAUGUAUCAUUGAUAUGCCUGACCUUUUGUUUUUAAGUAUUUAUUAAAAAAAUAUAAUAAA